UCAAACUAGAAACCACCUAACAGAAAGCAGGCAGUAUGACUUUGUAAGGAGAUACAUCUGGCUUUGACUUGGAUUGAUUAAGCUUGUGUUGUGUGAAGUUUGGGACCAUGCAGCACACUUGGAGCCUGCUGGCCUGGCUGUGUGCCCUCGUGCCUGGGCUGAUGGGGGUGUCGUGGGGGGCAGACUUCAGGCAUCACCGCUACGAGGACAUGGUGCGCGCCUUGUUCGCCGUCCAGAGCGAGUGCCCCUACAUCACACGCAUCUAUAGCAUCGGGCGCAGUGUGGAGGGGCGGCAUCUCUAUGUGCUGGAGUUCACUGACAACCCAGGCGUCCAUGAAGCAUUGGAGCCAGAGUUCAAGUACGUCGGCAACAUGCACGGUAACGAGGUCCUAGGCCGUGAGCUCCUCAUUAAACUCGCUCAGUUCCUGUGUGAGGAGUAUCGUGCAGGAAACCAGAGGAUCACCCAACUGAUCUACGACACACGCAUUCACAUCAUGCCCUCCAUGAACCCAGAUGGAUACGAGGUGGCAGCCAGACAGGGUCCAGAGCUGAAUGGCUAUCUGGUGGGUCGAGGGAACGCCAAGGAAAUUGACCUGAACCGUAACUUUCCUGAUCUGAACGCUCUCAUGUACUACUACGAAAAAACCAGUGGACGAAACCACCACCUGCCUCUGCCAGACAACUGGGAACAACAGGUUGAACCAGAGACGUUAGCGGUCAUAAAAUGGAUGCAAAACUACAACUUUGUCCUGUCAGCAAACUUACAUGGAGGAGCGGUGGUGGCCAACUAUCCGUUUGACAAGUCCCGAGACCCCCGUAUUCGAGGAAGGACCACAUAUGCUGCCACUGCUGAUGACAAACUGUUCAGGAAGUUGGCCAGAACCUACUCGUAUGCACAUAGCUGGAUGCACAAAGGCUGGAACUGUGGAGACUACUUUGAUGAAGGGAUCACCAAUGGAGCCAGCUGGUACUCACUGUCCAAAGGGAUGCAGGACUUCAACUACCUGUACACCAACUGCUUUGAGAUCACUCUGGAGCUGAGCUGUGAUAAGUUCCCUCCAGCCUCAGCUCUGCCCAGAGAGUGGCUCGCCAACCGGGAGGCACUUAUCUCCUACCUCGAACAGGUGCAUCAUGGGAUAAAAGGCAUUGUCUAUGAUGAGAACAACAAUCCAGUGGGAAAAGCUGAGAUCUCUGUGGCCGGCAUCAACCACGAUGUGACCAGUGGAGUGGAUGGAGACUACUUCAGGCUUUUGUUGCCUGGUACCUACACAGUGACUGCCUCUGCUCCAGGAUAUCUCCCCUCAACCACCACAGUCACAGUUGGCCCCGCUGAAGCCAUUCUGCUGAACUUUUACUUGAAACCAGCACCAAAACAGAACCUGAAAGGAAAGCCCCACAAGAGGAACCUGUCAUCCCACAAGGCACCGCUCAAACUGGGCCCGAGAUGAGGCCCACCUAAAAACAGACACUGAAAUCCUCAUCACAUACUCUAGCCACAUAAGCUUGGAUGCAGAAGCAAUGGCAUUUUCAACAAAACAUGUAUUGUUUAAAUCUUUAUAAUCAAUGUAAUAAUUUGUUGCUCUGUGUUUUUGUGGUUCUAGUGAAUAACUGAACGUCUUUUGUAUUUAUGUAACAAAGUUGUUGAUUUUCUGUAUCCUGUAUUUGUAAAACAUGAUUACUGUUGAUUACUUUAUAAUGAUGAUAAAAUGUAGAAGGAAUAGAAAUAAAAGAAUGUUUUUACUCUUUUA
This is a messenger RNA of Boleophthalmus pectinirostris (great blue-spotted mudskipper), 1748 nucleotides long. It is a transcript of the gene cpn1, whose product is annotated as carboxypeptidase N, polypeptide 1. The coding region runs from base 108 to 1448 and encodes 446 amino acids. Gene Ontology annotation, molecular function: zinc ion binding; metallocarboxypeptidase activity. The record is from RefSeq and is a predicted model, not a curated record. Gene Ontology annotation, biological process: proteolysis. The transcript has 9 exons. NCBI's taxonomy places the organism in Eukaryota, Metazoa, Chordata, Actinopteri, Gobiiformes, Gobiidae.